AUGGUAUACGGUUGUGCGAAUUCUUGUGUGAAGUUCUUCUUUUUUCUUUUCAACCUUCUGAUCUGUGUAUUCGGUGCCCUAAUUUUCGGCUUCUCAUUGUGGGCAAACCUCGAUAAGAAUUUCGGUUCACAUCUUGCUGACUUUGUUCGUAAAGUCGACGGUGCUGACCAUACACAUAUCGAUGAGAUUGCCAAAGUUGUGCGAAUUCGCUGGGUGAAGUUCUUCUUUUUUCUUGUCAACCUUCUGAUUUGUGUAUUCGGUGCCCUAAUUUUCGGCUUCUCAUUGUGGGCAAACCUCGAUAAGAAUUUCGGUUCACAUCUUGCUGACUUUGUUCGUAAAGUCGACGGUGCUGACCAUACACAUAUCGAUGAGAUUGCCAAACCAGACUGCUUCACCCGUAUUUCUCACAUGGUUGAGUCAUCAGGCGAGGUGAUCAUUGUGAUCGGUUUCAUCCUUCUUGCAGUGGAAGCUCUCUCGCUAAUCUUUUCGUGUAUCUUGUGUCGCGCAUCACAAGAAGUACGCUACGCUGGCUAUUACGCGUAG
Messenger RNA from Ostertagia ostertagi, 543 nucleotides. NCBI's taxonomy places the organism in Eukaryota, Metazoa, Nematoda, Chromadorea, Rhabditida, Trichostrongylidae. The record is from the annotation of a GenBank genome assembly.